Molecule: messenger RNA, 360 nt
Organism: Haliaeetus leucocephalus (bald eagle)
Lineage: Eukaryota; Metazoa; Chordata; Aves; Accipitriformes; Accipitridae
Gene: RIPPLY3
Product: ripply transcriptional repressor 3
Exons: 4
Coding region: 1-360 (119 amino acids)
Biological process (GO): negative regulation of transcription by RNA polymerase II; embryonic pattern specification
Cellular component (GO): nucleus
Source: RefSeq, a predicted model, not a curated record
AUGGAGGGUGCAGCUGCUGGCCUCCCGCUCCGGGCUGCAGUGGGUCACAUCUGUCAUCGCUCCCAGGACACCCGCAGCCCUGCUUUAUGGAGGCCGUGGAUGCUCACAGCAAGAGACAGUGAGAUGACAGAGAAUCGACAAAUGUCAGAACUGGAUGGUCAACUAAUGAAUUUUAGAUCAAAAGGAGCCCUGGGGUUUCAACAUCCAGUGAGACUUUAUUUGCCCAAGUCCAAAUCCCAAAAGUUUCUUAAUAACAUCGGAGAGAAGGUUCUGGCAAGCUUUCCAGUACAAGCUACAAUUCAUUUCUACAAUGAUGACGCUGACUCUGAGGAAGAUGAAGAAGAAAUCAGUUCAGCCUAA